AUGAACAACGGCGUCGUUACGAAUAAGAAAUUGGUUAUUCAUCGAGCUGGGCAAUGUGUCGGUUACAAAAAUUUACCCAUCUAUCUACCGGAUAUGCGGGUUGAACCGUACAAUAGUACCCUGAAACAGAUGGCGGUUAGUGGGUAUACCGUGUUUCGGGAGGAUUUCCCAAAUGGCUGGAAGGUAUCGGUGUCGAUUAAGAAGUGUGACGACUUCCGAGCGACCGCUAACUGUCGAGCUGUGCUGAACAACAUUGCCAAUUCGGAUGCCUGCACACUGCUACGAGUGGGAGCAAUGUACAUGAAGUAUAUGGAAAAUAUGAAACCGAAAAUGGCGUGUCCUUUCAGGGCUGGCAACUACACUUACGAAAAAACUUUAGUGGAUGAUGAUCUGAUCAGGUUCAUGCCGGGGUCAGGGAAGACAUUCUGGGAUAUUGAAGUAAUUGGGAGAGUGAAGGAACGAAUUGUCACUUGCAUUCAACUACAGUUCAAAGUUAUUCCAAAAAGAGGCUCGUAG
Molecule: messenger RNA, 516 nt
Organism: Uranotaenia lowii
Lineage: Eukaryota; Metazoa; Arthropoda; Insecta; Diptera; Culicidae
Exons: 2
Coding region: 1-516 (171 amino acids)
Source: RefSeq, a predicted model, not a curated record